Molecule: messenger RNA, 1149 nt
Organism: Lodderomyces beijingensis
Lineage: Eukaryota; Fungi; Ascomycota; Pichiomycetes; Serinales; Debaryomycetaceae
Source: the annotation of a GenBank genome assembly
AUGAUCCAUAACCACCAACAGCAACAACAGCCAAACUUGCCCAUCCCGCACACAUACCUCACCCCCAUCACAUACUCGAAAUGCACCUUGCUCCCGACCAAGAUCAUCUCGCGCGGUGCAUUCAAGGGGUAUCAAGACAUACGCAGGUUCCAAUGCUUCUCAACGCAAUGCAACUUGAAUUUUGAUCUGAAUCAGAGCUGUUCGUAUUGUCGGUACAUUCCGUAUUUUCCAUCGCCUUUGCGAAAUAAGAAGUUGCGGAGGAGGAAUAAUAGCGGGUGGGAAUGGCGCGUUGGCAAGUGCGGCGAGGUUGAUGAUUUUUGUGAGGGAAAUUUCGAGUCUAGGUGGACUACUUUUUAUCGUGAUGAUGCGGUGGUGGAAGGACUAGUUGGAGAGGGCGCCGGGGGAGGCGGAGGCGGCCGAGAAGGGGGAGUAGAGGGAGUAGAGGAAGAAGGAGGGAAGGGGUUUGUGGUGCCACUGCGGAAACAGAUCGAGGAGUUGUCGCCUCCGCUUCUGGUGCUUGAACGGACUUUUGACGAGACUGCGUUUGAGGAAGAGGAAGAGCUAAAGGAAGGUGGAAAUGGAGAGGAGGAUCAGGUGGUUAGGAGCGGCGAUGGCGGAGAGAGUUUGGAUUUUUUGGGCAAAAGUGAGGAUGGUGAUGUGAGGUUGGAAGAGAAGUUGAUCUGUGGGCUGAAGACCACGAGGAAGAUAAGUGGGGGAGGUGAUAGCCAUGGAGGCGAAAGUAAUAGUGACGGCGACAGUGGCGGAAAUGAAGGUAACGAUGUAGGUACAUCACAAAGGAAGUCGCAAUUCUCCCGCGGCAGUCAUCAUCAUCACCAUCACCACCACCAUCAUCACCACGGCUCACAUGGAUCGUCACGUCACGAGAGUAUCGGACACUCGCAAACGAUAUCAUCGCAUUCAGUAUUCGGCAUGGCUAACAAAAGCGAGCUCAAUAACAAAUGGAAUGGCGUAUUGGACCAUUUGAAAUUUGGCGAUUUGCAACUUAAACAGAAAUUCAUCGAGAUCAAGAAUCAAAGUAGGAAACUUACUGCUCGCGCUAUGCAAUUGCAAAACCAAGGUCAUCAACAACACCAAGGACAUCAACAGAGACCUUUUUCUGCUCCUACACCCACAUUGGGACAUGUCUAA